AGGAACUCCGGGCGCCGCGGCCUUCCCGGAACCGCAGGGAGCGGGAGUCGCUGGUCUCUGCUCCCGGUCCGGUCCGGUCCGGUCCGGUCCCGGUCCGGAUCCCGAGGAGGAUGAGUCGCAUCUACCAGGACAGCGCGCUCCGGAACAAGGCGGUGCGGAGCGCGCAGCUGCGCGGGGCCUGGGAGCCGGCCGCCCACCAGGGGGGAAACGGUGUCCUGCUGGAGGGAGAGCUGGUGGAUGUAUCUCGGCACAGCAUCUCGGAUGCUCAUGGCAGAAAGGAGCGCUACUACGUCCUGUACAUCCGGCCCAGCCACAUCCACCGCCGGAAGUUCGACCCCAAGGGCAACGAGAUCGAGCCCAACUUCAGCGCCACCAGGAAGGUGAACACAGGCUUCCUCAUGUCGUCCUACAAGGUGGACGCCAAGGGGGACACGGACAGACUCACGCCCGAGGCCCUGAAGGAGCUGGUGAAUAAGCCGGAGCUGCUGGCUCUGACCCAGAGCCUCACGCCCGAGCAGACCGUGGCCUUCUGGGUGCCCGAGUCCGAGAUGGAGGCCCUGGAGCUGGAGCUGGGGGCCGGGAUUCGGCUGAAAACCCGAGGCGACGGCCCCUUCCUGGAUUCGUUAGCCAAACUCGAGGCUGGAACAGUGACCAAGUGCAAUUUCGCUGGCGACGCGAAGACGGGCGCGUCAUGGACCGACAACAUCAUGGCCCGGAAGCCUUCCGAAGGGGCCAAGGCGGAGACCCGAGAGCAGGGGGACGGGGCGGAGGAUGCGGAGUGGGACGACUGAGGUUUCUGGAAGAAGGCGUAACCCCAGGGCUCACCGACGCUGAGAAUUUCUGCCAUCGACUUCCCUUCUGCAGUUCAAGGAGAUUAAAAAAAAAAAAAAAAUGCCUGGCUGGUGUGGCUCAGUGGUUGAGCAUCAACCUAGGAACCAGGAGGUCGCCAGAGGCCUUCCUCGCUCUGAACAAGCCGUGCUGAGACCAAAUCCAACAGCCACACCCUUAGCAUCAGGGCCGCUGUAGCCUCCUAGUUUUUUUGACAGCCACGGCCUGAGGGCAGCUGUGUCUCUGCAGGCAGGUGGUGAGUGAGUGCCCCAGCCCCAGCGCGGUCAGAGGAACUGGGCUUGGUCUCGGUGCAGAAUUCGGAAACAUCCCCCUUGUAUAUGCAAAGCGGCCCGGAGGAAGAGAAGCUGACAGCUACUCCCUCUGCCCUGGGAUUCUCCCGGUUCUUCCCUCACCUGUCCUCCCUGGUGCUCUGGGCCAGGGCCUCUGCUCUGCUGCUCAGGCCUCCUGUCCCUGGUGCCCUUUUCUCUCCUGAAGCUGCCAGUUCUCUCUUCCUCCUCUGUGUCUCCGCCACCUUGGGGGGGUCCUGCUUCCUGGCCUCUCUGUCUGCUUGUCUGGGGAUGCUGUGCCCAGGUGUGGCUGGCUGGUCCUCACCUCUCAGACACACUCUGCCAGGCCACGUUUUUGAUAGCACCUUCCCCCCCCCGCCCCCCC
Molecule: messenger RNA, 1500 nt
Organism: Pipistrellus kuhlii (Kuhl's pipistrelle)
Lineage: Eukaryota; Metazoa; Chordata; Mammalia; Chiroptera; Vespertilionidae
Gene: ARPIN
Product: actin related protein 2/3 complex inhibitor
Exons: 6
Coding region: 111-791 (226 amino acids)
Biological process (GO): negative regulation of actin nucleation
Source: RefSeq, a predicted model, not a curated record